Messenger RNA from Bipolaris maydis ATCC 48331, 1026 nucleotides. Its product is annotated as ketopantoate hydroxymethyltransferase-domain-containing protein. Lineage: Eukaryota; Fungi; Ascomycota; Dothideomycetes; Pleosporales; Pleosporaceae. Gene Ontology annotation, biological process: pantothenate biosynthetic process. The record is from RefSeq and is a predicted model, not a curated record. Gene Ontology annotation, molecular function: magnesium ion binding; 3-methyl-2-oxobutanoate hydroxymethyltransferase activity. Gene Ontology annotation, cellular component: mitochondrion.
AUGUCACGUGCGCUAUUCAAGACACUGCGGCUGUCUUCGCAACUUACACCUCGACCUUCCUCACCCUCAACAAUACCGCGCAUCACACUGUCCACCGCACAAACCCGAUGGAGUUCCCAUUCCCCGCUUGGCAAGCCGCCCACAAACGCCCGCAAACCCGUCACCCUCAACACCUUGCAGGGACUCUACCGCAAGGGUGAGCCAAUCACCAUGGUCACAGCCCAUGACUUCCCCAGCGCACAUGUCGCCGAUCAUGCCGGCAUGGACAUGAUACUCGUUGGCGACAGCCUCGCCAUGGUCGCCCUCGGUAUGGAAGAUACAAGCGAAGUCCUAAUGGAAGAAAUGCUUCUGCAUUGUAAAUCUGUCGCGCGCGCCACAAAAUCCGCCUUUACUGUCGGCGACCUCCCCAUGGGCACCUACGAAAUCUCCCCCGCCCAAGCCCUCCAAUCCGCAAUCACAAUGGUCAAAACCGGGCGUGUCAAAUCCGUAAAACUAGAAGGCGGCGCCGAAAUGGCCCCUACCAUUUCUAAAAUAACAUCAGCUGGAAUUCCCGUCCUCGCUCACAUCGGCCUAACCCCCCAGCGCCAAAACGCUCUAGGCGGCUUCCGCGUCCAGGGCAAAACCACAGCCUCAGCACUCACCCUCCUGACAGAUGCGCUGGCUGUCCAAGAUGCAGGCGCCUUCGCAGUCGUGCUUGAAGCCGUGCCCGCCCAAGUCGCGGGCCUCGUCACCCGACAGCUGCGCAUCCCGACGAUUGGGAUUGGAGCCGGCAAUGCGUGCUCCGGGCAGGUCCUCGUCCACGUUGAUAUGCUCGGCAAUUUUCCCCCAGGCCGCUUCCUGCCCAAGUUCGUAAAGCAAUAUGGAAAUGUGUGGGGUGAGGCCCUGGGCGCGCUCGAGAGGUAUAGGGAUGAGGUUAAGACGAGGGUGUAUCCAGAGGAGAUGCAUACGUAUCCCAUGUCGCAAGAGGAGUUUGAUGAGUUUGAGCGAGUAGUUGAGGAUGAGAGGGAGAAGGUGGAUUUGUUGUGA